This is a messenger RNA of Phytophthora sojae, 1932 nucleotides long. RefSeq names its product transaminase prephenate dehydratase 1-aminocyclopropane-1-carboxylate synthase activity. NCBI's taxonomy places the organism in Eukaryota, Oomycota, Peronosporomycetes, Peronosporales, Peronosporaceae. The transcript is spliced from 3 exons. The record is from RefSeq and is a predicted model, not a curated record. Bases 1 to 1932 code for a protein of 643 amino acids. Gene Ontology annotation, biological process: L-phenylalanine biosynthetic process. Gene Ontology annotation, molecular function: prephenate dehydratase activity; pyridoxal phosphate binding.
AUGGCUGUCGGACCAUCAACGCGAGUGGCCUACCAUGAAGAUGCAGCAUUCCCCGGUGCCAAGGACGCUGCGGCUCAAAUGCUCAGCACUGUCGAUCAAUCCAAGGCCAUCAGCUACGCCACGCUCGAAGACGCCGUCGUCGCGGUCAAGAAGGACGACGCACAGUUUGCCGUCCUGCCCGUCGACUCCGCCACCUGCGGCAGCUGCUACGAAUCCUACGACCUCCUGAUCAAAUACAACCUGGCCGUCGUGGGCGAGUACGAACACUCGGCCAAAACCUCCGACGCACACAGAUUCUGGAUGGUGGCCAAGACGCCGGUGGAGCCCUCGCCCAAGACGGACCAGUGCAAAACGUCGCUCGCCUUCGCCUUUGCGUCGGGCAACGCGCACGGCCAGCUGCACCGUGCUCUUGGUCUGUUCGCAUCUCGCGAGAUCGACCUGAGCAAGAUCGAGAGCCGACCGUGGAGCAGCGCGCACCCGAGCGCCGGCAAGGCCGAGUUCAUCUUCUACGCGGACUUGAAAGCUCGCCAGAGCGAUGCGAAGGCUGUGGAGGCGAUUGCGGCGUUGAGGGCGAUGUGCUCGUAUGUUUGCGUACUUGGGUGCUACUCGAGCGGCGCGGUGGAGACGACGAAUGGUGCUCCAGAUGCUGUUCCGCAAGAGCUGACCAUGGCGCAGAAGUAUCCGUUGAGUCCCGUGUUUGAUAACACGACUAUCGCCAAAACCAUUGCAAUCUUUGGGGUAACGAAGGAAAUGGAGGCCUCGGGCAAGCUUGUGCACUCGCUGUGUGUUGGCGAACCUGACUUCCCGCCCCCGAAAGUUGCGAUGGACGCCGGCAUCAGGGCGCUUCAGCAGGGCCAAACCAAGUACUGCGAUAUGCGUGGCAUGGCUGGACUGCGUGAGAUCAUUUUACUGGCCAUGUAUCCGAACUUCAAGAUCAUUGUCGAGUACCUUCAGCGCACGAAAGGCGUCAAGUAUGACCCCGAUACCGAAAUCCAGAUCUGUAGCGGUGCCCAGCAAGCCCUCUACAACGCGAUGCUCGCAAUCUGCCGCCCACGUGACAAGAUCUUGCUGCCUUCGCCGUACUGGGGCAACUACGAGGGCUGCAUCACGCAGGUGAAGGCUGGCCUCGUUCGACUGCGCAACAAACUGGAGGAGGACUACCUCAUCAACCCGACGGAACUCGAGAAGACUCUGACCGCCAACACCAAGACGAAGAUGAUGAUCCUGUGUAACCCCAGCAAUCCGGCCGGCACGCUUCACAGCCCCGAACACCUGGAGAAGAUCGCUGCAGUCCUCCGCAAGCCGCAGUUCCAACACGUCGUUGUUAUCUCGGAUGAAAUCUACGAGCAACUGGCCUUCCAGGAUGAGGGAGCGGCUGAGCGCAAGCACGUCAGCUUUGCCGCGCUUCCGGGCAUGCACGAGCGUACAAUCCUCAUCAACGGCUUCUCCAAGGCGUUCGCAAUGACUGGUCUGCGCGUUGGCUACAUGGCCGGCCCCAAACACUUCAUUGAGCCCUGCCAACUCAUGCAGGGUCAGACCACGUCAUGCGCCAACAGCGUGGGUCAGAUCAUGGCCAUCGAAGCCAUGAAGCUGGAGCUGGAAACGAUCGAGCGGGGCGAGGUUCGUAUCGCCGAGGACCUUCACGAUCUUGAUCUGAAACGCCAGUACAUCGUGAAGCGCCUCCGAGCGAUCCCCAGCAUGCGCUUCGCGUACCCGACAGCGGCCUUCUACGUCUUCAUGGACUUGGCGCUGUACUUCGAAGGCAAGAAGGCGUACACGACCGGUAAGAGCGAGGUUCUCGACAAUGUCAACGAUUUCUUCGAGUACUUGAUCCCCGUAUGGACUCCGAAUUCGUACGCGGGUCCGAUGGACACGAUGGUGCACGCGAUGGAUGGGCUCGAGUUCGCGCUCAACGCGCUGACUUUCGAGUAA